Molecule: messenger RNA, 876 nt
Organism: Macadamia integrifolia
Lineage: Eukaryota; Viridiplantae; Streptophyta; Magnoliopsida; Proteales; Proteaceae
Product: dirigent protein-like
Exons: 1
Coding region: 79-642 (187 amino acids)
Source: RefSeq, a predicted model, not a curated record
AAGGCCAAUCCUCUCUCUCUCUCUCUCUCUCUCUCUCUCUCUCUCUCUCUCUCUCUCUCUCUCUCUCUCUCUCUAGCAAUGGGUAGUCAAAGACUCAUUACAAUUCUCUUCCUUAUCUUCUUCUUCCACUCCCCAUCCUCAGCCAUGCAUGGCAAGAAAAUCAAGCUUCACCACCCUUGCAAGAGCUUAGUUCUCUACUUCCAUGACAUCAUUUACAAUGGCAAGAAUGCUAACAAUGCAACGGCGGCGAUCGUCGGCGCACCGGCGUGGGCUAACAAGACCAUCUUGGCCGGACAAAACCAUUUUGGGGACAUAGUUAUAUUUGAUGACCGAAUCACUCUUGACAAUAAUCUUCAUUCCAAUCCAGUAGGGCGUGCCCAAGGGUUCUAUCUCUAUGAUAAGAAGGAAAUCUUCACAGCUUGGAUGGGCUUCUCCUUUGUUCUCAAUAGUACUGACUAUAAGGGUACUAUAAACUUCUCUGGAGCUGAUCCUCUCAUGAACAAGACUAGAGACAUUUCAGUUGUUGGUGGCACUGGUGACUUCUUUAUGGCCCGUGGGAUUGCUACAUUGAUGACUGAUGCCUUUGAGGGAGAGGUUUAUUUCCGUCUUCGUGUUGAUAUCAACUUGUAUGAAUGCUGGUAAUUGCUUUGUGUGUCUUAAUGGCCAAAGGGCCUCUUAAGAGAUUUCUCUAAUCCAUUGGUGAAGGAAAACUUGAUCUUUUUUUUUUCUUUUCAAUCUUGGUUGUUCUAGAUUUCUUGAAUUAGAAGUUUAAGAUGAUUUUGUCUACUUGUUGAUACCAACUUGUCCAAGUGCUGGUAGUUGCUUUGUGUAUCUUAAUGGCCGAAGAGCCUAUAACAUAUUUCCCUACUCCACCAA